AUGGCAGGAUUUCUGCUCAUCACUGUGCUUUUUUAUCUGAGCUGUGACUUAUUUGUUGUUGUUAUAAGCAGACCUGCAGAUGGCACAACCUCAAGGAGAGCCACUGUGGCUUUAAACACAGCUCUAACUUCAACUGAGAGCCUUUUUUCUGCAGGGAAACCCAAUACCACUGAAGUUCCCACCGCAGGAUUCACAACUAGGUAUCGCAAGUCAAUAAACAAACCCACCACAGCUCCAGAAAGUCUGAGUGAAGCUGCUGGUAAAACAACUGAAAGAGAAGAAGAAGGUCCUCCAGAGUUGGAAUGCCCUCCACUGGGUCUCGAGUCACUGAAGGUCAAAGACACACAGCUGAGGGCUUCGUCCUACAAGCGCCGAGGCCUGGGUCCCCACAGGGGUCGACUCAACAUCCAGUCUGGAACAGAGGAUGGAGAUAUCUAUGAUGGGGCCUGGUGUGCUCAGUACAGAGAUAAGAAGCAGUGGCUGGAGGUUGACGCUCGACGGCUGACUCGCUUUAGUGGUGUCAUCCUGCAGGGGCGCAACUCCAUCUGGAGCUGGGACAUUGUGCAUACCUACAAGGUGCAGUUCAGCAAUGACACACUGGUCUGGAAGCCAUGUAUGAACGGGACUGAAGAGGCUAUAUUUGAAGGAAACCAAGAUGCAGAGACACCCGUCCUCGCCCUCUUCAACACUUCCACAGUGGCACGCUACAUUCGGAUCAACCCACAGACCUGGUACCAGAAUGGGACGAAGGGGGACAUCUGCCUGAGAGCUGAGGUGUUGGGCUGUGCACUCCCAGAUCCAAACAGUAUCUAUCCAUGGCAGACAGAGCCCACAGAGUCCAAAGACAAGCUGGACUUCAGACACCACAACUAUAAGGAGAUGAGAAAGCUGAUGAAGUCAGUACAAGAGGAGUGCCCUGACAUCACGCGCAUCUACAGCAUCGGGAAGAGCUUUACGGGGCUAAAGCUCUACGUCAUGGAGAUCUCCGACAAUCCAGGAAAACACGAGCUGGGAGAACCAGAGUUCCGAUAUGUUGCAGGGAUGCAUGGAAACGAGGUGCUGGGACGAGAGCUCCUGCUAAAUCUCAUGCAGUACAUCUGCCAGGAGUAUAAACGGGGAGACCAGCGCAUAGUGCACCUGGUCAAAGAGACCCGCAUCCACCUUCUGCCCUCCAUGAACCCCGAUGGAUAUGAGAUGGCUUUUAAAAAGGGCUCAGAGCUGGCAGGCUGGUCGCUGGGACGUUACAGCUAUGAAGGCAUCGAUAUGAACCACAACUUUGCUGACCUCAACUCAGUGAUGUGGACCGCCAUCGAGCUGGAGACAGACCGGUCCAAACUCAUCAACCACUAUUUCCCCAUCCCUGAACACUACACCACCGAAGAAGCUUUUGUGGCGUCAGAGACCCGAGCUGUCAUCAGCUGGAUGCAGAACAUCCCGUUUGUUCUGGGUGCCAACCUCCACGGUGGAGAGCUGGUGGUCACCUACCCGUACGACAUGACACGGGACUGGGCGCCUCGUGAGCACACGCCCACCGCUGAUGAGAGCUUCUUCCGCUGGUUGGCGGUAGUGUACGCCAGCACCAAUCAGGUGAUGUCCAACCAUGACCGCCGGCCGUGCCACAACAAGGACUUCCUGAGAUACAACAACAUCAUCAAUGGAGCCGACUGGCACAAUGUACCUGGAAGUAUGAAUGACUUCAGCUAUCUGCACACCAACUGCUUCGAGGUGACUGUGGAGUUGUCCUGUGAUAAAUUUCCUCACGCCAGCGAACUUCCCAUCGAGUGGGAAAACAACAGGGAGUCUCUGCUGACUUACAUGGAGCAGGUGCACCGUGGUAUUAAGGGUGUGGUUCGCGACAAGGAUACGGGGGCUGGAAUAGUAGACGCCGUUAUCAAAGUCGAUGACAUUGAUCAUCACAUUAGAUCAGUGGCCGAUGGCGAUUACUGGCGGUUGUUGAACCCCGGCGAGUAUCGGGUGACGGCCACCGCAGAGGGCUACUUCCCCUCCUCCCGCACCUGCCAGGUCAUGUAUAAGCACUACCCCACAAUCUGUGAUUUCCGCCUCACCAAGAUGCCCAAAGAGAGGCUGAAGGAGCUUUUGAUGAAGGGAGGGAAACUUCCCAAAGACCUGCAGCUCAGGCUGCGGCAGCUACGCAUGCGGAAGCUGCGUGUCACCACCAAGGCGAUCAACCAGAGGCGCGCUGCUGCCGCCAAACGGGCAAAGAGGGUGUGAUAUUGAUCGUGAUCAAAGCGAGAACAAAGCAGGACUUGGUUCAAAGACCCACCUUCACAGGAUUCACGCACGCAGUUUAGAAAUGUUUUUAUCUUCUGCUGUGGAGCAGCAGA
Molecule: messenger RNA, 2345 nt
Organism: Pelmatolapia mariae (spotted tilapia)
Lineage: Eukaryota; Metazoa; Chordata; Actinopteri; Cichliformes; Cichlidae
Product: probable carboxypeptidase X1
Exons: 14
Coding region: 1-2232 (743 amino acids)
Biological process (GO): peptide metabolic process; protein processing
Molecular function (GO): metallocarboxypeptidase activity; zinc ion binding
Source: RefSeq, a predicted model, not a curated record